Molecule: messenger RNA, 3501 nt
Organism: Malaclemys terrapin pileata
Lineage: Eukaryota; Metazoa; Chordata; Testudines; Emydidae
Gene: SERTM2
Product: serine rich and transmembrane domain containing 2
Exons: 2
Coding region: 1017-1298 (93 amino acids)
Cellular component (GO): intracellular membrane-bounded organelle
Source: RefSeq, a predicted model, not a curated record
UUUCCUUCUACAAUCUAACAACUGCCAGCAGCAGCUGAAGGAGGGAACUGUCUGGCUAAGGCGGUUUCCAUUCAAGCGUUCAGGCACAUGAAUAGAAGACUCCCCGCACCCUCCCUUGCUGAAUGAAGGAAGAAUAUCAGCAUUUAUGCUGUUAAAUCAGUCUGUCAGCUGGCAUCUCAAGAGCCGGAAUAAGAGUCGCCUCUGCCUAUCACGCAGCAAAACAUUUACUUCAAGAGCAGAGAAGGAGAAAGUGCACUUCGCGUGCUUGUUCGAAAGAAGAUAUUCGAGCUCCAGCAGUAAGACAGCAAAUAUUUCUUCCAAAGACCUAGCUAGUGGGGGGAGAUGUUCCUAGACAAAUUCUCAGCAAGUCCAAGGUCUAAACCAGAUGCUCGAAUGAUUAGCCCCACCAAUCCUGCUUGCUAGGAAAGAAAGGAAGAGUUUUUAACUGAUCCUAAUGACAGAAUCAGUUCAAUGUGGAAAGUGGAAAAGACCCCGUUUUUUUCCAAACUCUCCUUCAUCUAAUCACUGACACCCAUAACUCUGGAGAGUGGAGAUCAUCAACCAUAUUAGCAAGAGAUAAAACAAGCUUGCCAGAUCACCCAGGAAUAAAUCAUCUGGAACGUGAUAGGUUGGCAGAAAAUUCACUUCCUUUGUUCAAAAAUGAAAGCCUGUAUAGAGCUAAGCCUGGCAGCAACUUAGAUCUGUCAGUUCCAGAAGAGGACUAAAGAGAUUUGGGCAAAUUAAAACUCUGACAGCAUAAGAAGUUAUAACAACAAAAAAUAGUCUCUAACAGGGGCAUGUGAGAAAUUACUUCCAAAGGCUCCUGUAGAGCAGUUUGCUUAACCAAGAGGAGUGAAGGUCUCAUAACCAACACAACUGUGCUUUCUCUACAGAACUCUGGGCAGAAUUCACUUUCAGGUGUAAAUUCCCUUUCUGGAUUUUCUUCAUGAAAUGGGUGAAGGAAGGCAACAUUUUAACGGUGAAUAGAGAAAAUGGACAAAACCUGAGAGUGAGCAAUGACUGAGAUUUAUUUUAAAUACCGUGGAAAUCUUACUGGCCGUGUCCACUUGCCAACCCUGUCUACAGAAGUAAACACAACAGCAGAUAAAUAUGCCAACCUGUACAUGUACGUUGGCUUGUUCCUAACACUCCUGGCCAUCCUUCUCAUACUGCUCUUCACCAUGCUCUUGCGCUUGAAGCACGUGAUCUCCCCAAUCACCACCUCUCCAGAAAGCACAGAAAAUGUUCAGCAGUUUACGGAUGUAGAAAUGCACAGCAGGAUUCCUAGCAUUCAAUAAGACAGAAGCAAGAGGAAGGAGUUGCAUGGUUCACAAAGCACCUUUUGUUUGGCAAAAUAUGCAUGUGCUUUGUGGGGAGGAGAACCCCCACCUGCCCAUUCUGCUCUGCAAUGUACUGCACCUGAUAGGGCAGUAUCAUUUGACUCAUUUGUGAAUUGACAGUCAUAAGAUAUCCAGUAGGCUUAGGACACUCCUGCCCCCUGAAGACUGCAAGCAACAUGUGUUGAGAAGUUUGGUUUCUAGGAGAAUAUAGAGCACACGUCCUAAAUAAAAUCUAGACCACAGAAGUCCCGUUGCUCUCAGGAGAGACUCAGCUCCUCCUGAAAAGUUUUAAUGCAAAUGAUAAAAGCUACUAUAAUGACAGCCAAAAAAACAAAAACUUACAAGAAUAUUUUCUGAAAGAUGUAUUUGCUGAGUUAUCUUCCCCUCUAUUGCUAGAGGAGAGUCCUCGCCUGAUAAGAGACUUGAACUCAAAGUUAAUUUGUGGCGCAGGCUCAAAGAGCCCACAGGGCACAUAUGAAAAAUGAAUAGUGGUGUGAAAAUCCCCAGACAUCCAUCCCAUUCAAGAAGGAAAAUCUUAAAUGGUGUUUUUUUCCACUUGGAAUAGCACAUUUGCAAAAUGCAAUUUUGGAAAUAGAGACGUGUUCCUGCUAUAAGGCCAAUGUGCAUCAUAUACUGGGGCUAUUACUUUCAGACAUUAAGAAUCAAACAAACAGUAAUAGUGCAUUCCAAUUAUCAGAAGGAGGCAGUUCAUUCAGAAUGAAAGAAAAUAAAAGGUAAAGGUAUGUGCAUGAAACAAGCAGCGUGUGUCAUAUUCAGAAGAGACACUGCCUCUGGAUCCCUGCCCUUCCUUCACAGGAAUUGCAUUCCCUAAAACUAGGUUCAUUUCUUUCAGCUUUCCCAAUGCCACUCUGUAAUUCAAAUACUAUUUAAUGUUACUGAAUUAAGUGGACAUUGCUAACAGUGAUAAGGUUGUUCUGAAUUUGGACCUCUCUCUCGACUCCAUGUAGUUUCCCCCCCAGAAACACGCCAAAACUCCCAAUACUUUUCUCCCAAGGAUACGGGGACAGGGGAGAAGGGGAAGGGAAGAGAAUGCCAAGACCCGACACUGCAAUAAUAAAUCAGCAUACACAGCUCUGUACUCUGGAGUUAUCCUAAAUGACCAACUAGUGUGCUUACAAAAUUAAAGGAAAAUAUGAGCACUGAAAUAGGAGAGCAAGAUUCCAAUUGAUCAACUGGAACAGUAAGAAAAAAAUAUCUAACAUUAUGAAACAAUAUGUUGGAAACGUCCUUUUAAUGUCUCUCUAUAUAAACAUAUAAUACCCUAUGUAAAAAAAUAAGGACUUUCUUCACAUGGAUCAGAAAAAUGGCAAUCAAAUAUAGCAUCUCACUUCUGUUGAGCCACUAUCUCUUGUAACGGCACUUUUUAGACAGGGAUAAUUUUAAACUCAUAUGUACUGGGCAGGUGCUUCCCCAUGGAUUUUAACUAGCACAUCUUACCUCCUUUGCUCCUAUCUAAAUCUAGCCUUGUGAUAAAGCUCCCUUGUGCUUUCCACUUUAUAUACAAUUAUUUGCCAAUUCUGCUCUCUCCAAGGGCCUGGAAAGUGAAAACUCCCCACACACAGUGCUAAAAUUAGCAAUGGCACUGACUCUACAGACCUGUAACAACAAUAAGAACUUGUUCUUCCAAUGCUUCGGGAAUUGUGGUUUCUUUGUCCUUGUCGGUCGGUUGUUCGGUGGGUUGUUUUUGACUAGAAGUCUGGCUUCUUUAUCUCUCUAUGGGGAAGAACAAGAUGCUAAAACCACACUGGUCAUGAAUGGUCCACAGCAAGGAUUAGCAAUUAUUGUCACUGCUGUUUUGACUGGAAGACUGUUUAAAGCCUCUUUCUCCACAUAGAAUAGCAUCUUUUGUACUCAAUGUACUCCACGAGAUGCAGGCUCAACAUGGAAAACGGUUAGUGCAGUAACUAUGUAAGCAAACACAACAUCCAAUAUAUUACAGCAAUAUCUCCCACACAGUCUUGGACAUUAGACUGUAUUUGCCUGGAAAAGAAAUGUAGGCCAGGUCAUAGGUUAUUCUGUACUCUUGUGCCAUGGGAUCAUCACUUGAGCAUCUACUAGACCAGUGGUUUUCAAACUUUCUUUCUGGCAACGCAGUUGAAGAAAAUUAUUGAUGCCAAUGAGCAAUUCAGAGUGUGGGAGG